Messenger RNA from Raphanus sativus (radish), 1218 nucleotides. RefSeq names its product COP9 signalosome complex subunit 6b. The record is from RefSeq and is a predicted model, not a curated record. Gene Ontology annotation, molecular function: metallopeptidase activity; protein binding. Lineage: Eukaryota; Viridiplantae; Streptophyta; Magnoliopsida; Brassicales; Brassicaceae. Bases 51 to 1007 code for a protein of 318 amino acids. Gene Ontology annotation, biological process: protein deneddylation. Gene Ontology annotation, cellular component: COP9 signalosome. The transcript has 9 exons.
GAUGAACUAAAAAAGAAAAAAAAACUCUCUCUCGAGACAACAACACAUCAAUGGCGCCUUCUUCCUCGAGCGGCCUGACCUUCAAGCUUCACCCUUUGGUGAUGCUCAACAUCUCAGAUCACUUCACUAGGGUGAAAACUCAGCUCAACCCUCCAGCCUCUUCCUGCGCGACCGGCAAUAACCCCAGCACCGGCGACGCGACGACGCUCACUCAGGAUUUUAGGGUUUAUGGGUGCGUGAUCGGUGCCCAGAAAGGACGGACGGUUGAGAUCUUCAAUAGCUUCGAGCUUUUGUUAGAUCCUACUACUGAUACUCUCGAUAGAUCCUUCUUAGAGAAGAAGCAAGAGCUCUAUCAGAAGGUGUUUCCUAACUACUACAUAUUGGGAUGGUACUCUACUGGAAGCGAUGCUAAUGAAUCUGACAUGAGUAUCCACAAAGCUCUGAUGGACAUUAAUGAAUCUCCUGUUUAUGUCCUUUUGAAUCCUGCUAUCAAUCACGCUCAGAAGGAUCUCCCUGUUACUAUCUAUGAAAGUGAAUUCCAUGUCAUUGAUGGGAUUCCUCAGCCAAUUUUCGUGAAUGCAAGCUACACAAUCGAGACUGUCGAGGCUGAAAGAAUAUCGGUUGAUCAUGUUGCACACCUUAAGCCAUCUGAUGGAGGCUCAGCAGCGACUCAAUUGGCUGCUCAUCUCACUGGCAUACACAGUGCCAUCAAGAUGCUUAAUAGCAGAAUCAGAGUGCUCCAUCAAUACCUUGGCGCAAUGCAGAAAGGUGAUAUUCCUUGCGACAACUCACUUCUGAGGCAAGUAGCUAGUCUGCUCAGAAGUCUGCCUGCCGCACAAUCAGAAAAGUUUGAAGAGGAUUUCUUAAUGGAGUACAACGACAAAUUGCUGAUGUCUUACCUAGCAAUGAUCACAAAUUGUACCAGCAACAUGAACGAGGUGGUUGACAAAUUCAACACUGCAUACGAGAGGAACAGUCGAAGAGGCGGUAGGACUCCAUUCAUGUAGAGAGAUUAGUUUCAGCUUGAGACCCUUUUUUUUGCGGUUCCUUAGAGAAAUCUAGAACUCCUAAGGUAUUUCGCUGUUCGGAAUCUAAGAGCUAAUGACGUUCUUCUUUUAGACUACAAGCUAUGUUUUAGAUUACUUAUAUUUUUAGCACUUGAAUCAUGCCACAAGACUUUGGAAAAAAAAAAACAGCUUUAGCUUCCCUUAACUCUAA